Molecule: messenger RNA, 7645 nt
Organism: Pelobates cultripes (western spadefoot toad)
Lineage: Eukaryota; Metazoa; Chordata; Amphibia; Anura; Pelobatidae
Source: the annotation of a GenBank genome assembly
AAGUCCAGUAUGGCAUCGAUGUCAAACCUUGAUGUUGAGAAGAAAAAACCCCCAGAUGAAGAUUUCACCGAUGAUGACAUAGAGAAGAAAGAUUGCAACGGGAGAGCAAUACCCAAUAUUGUUAUAGAGAGAGUUGCCUCCUUAGAUGAGGAUGUGAGUGUUACGUUGCCUGUCUUUUCCUUCACAUCUGUCACUGUAGUUUGGAUUCCACAGUAGUUGAACUGACCACAUUUUCCUGACUUGUGUUUUCCGUUGUUAGGCUCCAAUAUGUUAUGUUGACAAGAUAUGACUAAGUGUUCUCCCCAAUACAAACAGCAAAAUCAUGCCAUCUUUGACACGACUUCAUUGUUCUGCUAAUCUGCUGAAUGACUAAGCCUAAAUAGCUUUGAUCCAGACUAGCUAUGAUUAUAUCUCAUCUUCAGUCUGGCCUAACUAUGACUUGCAUCACCCCUGCCCAUUGUCCUUAUUACUCAUCCAUGUGUGUCCAUUCUAGGCUCUUCGAGAGCAAAGUAAAUAAUCAACAUAUCUCUUUCAUUUUAGACAAGUUCCAUGAAGUCUGAGUUGCGGAAGGAUUCCAAAAUACACCUGGAAGAGCCAACCAUGCAGAAGAGAGCUGGGAGUACAACUAGUGUUAUUUCCGACGCUGCCAUUGAAGGUUUGUACAACUACUACAACGAUAUCUACUUACUUUUCUUUCUUUUCUUUUUUUAACAUCAGACAUUGGUAUUCUAUUCCUUUGGUGACUUUUUCAUGUGAGGUAAUAUCGAGUACCAAAAUCAUCAUUUGUUACAUACUUUCAUUAAUUCCAAUUUUUUAAAAUAUAUAUAAAUUUAUAUUAAUAAUAUUACAAAUGUAAUGAUGCUCUUAAUAAAUAUUUGUCUUAUUACUAUGUAUACAGAGUUAUCCUAAAUUUGUAUGUCUGUAGGAUUAAUAACAUCAAAGCAUACAUUAAAAUCCUAACACAUCUAUACUGCCGGGCACACUCAUCGGGGGAGAAAUGAGGGGAUAAAGGGGUAUUCACUAAGCCCCCAAUGUAUAAAUUACUCAUCUCGAGGGUUCCAAAUUCUAUAAUACAAAUCUAGGUUUUCAAAAUUUGUGUAUACUGCUUUCUCCAUUAAUCGCUGAAAAUCCACCUGAAAUUUAACUUCGGACCAACGUGGAAUUUAUGAGGUCUUCCAACGUCUGGCAGUACAAAUUUUUGUAGCCGUUAGAAUCUGUAUUAUAAGCAUUUGUUAUGGUUUAUUUAUCUUAGGAAAGUCUAUACGUAUGAAAGAGGAAACUUUGAAUAGUUAGAGUAUAUGAUAAGCCCAACAGUUUUCCUUUUGCAUAUUUCAAAUUAUUUUUUAGCGAGGAUAGUUUUGUACAAUCCCACCAUAUAUGUUUUUGUGAACCACCUCCAACACUUGUUUUGACUAUUAUGGACAUUAUUUUGAAAUGUUGCACUUGUAUUAGGUACCAUAUACCAUUUGAAAGUAAUCGUUUUAAAGUUCUCAUAAAGUAAUAUGUUGUGUAUUGUGUUUUUAGUUAGUUUACAUGUUUUUAUCCAUUCUUCUUCCGAGAACAUAAAUCCCAUUUCCUGUUCCCAUUUGAUGACGCUAUUUAACUGCUCUUUAGGUUUUUGUUCAUAUAAAAUCCUAUUAAACCUUGAUAUAAUCUUGUUUCUUCCUUCUAUUGAGAGGAUAUUGUCGACAAUACUAUUAUCUAUCUUUUUGUUGCUUAAUAUAUUUUUUAUUUUAAUGUAUGUUAGAAAUUCUCUUUUUAUAAUCUUUUUCUAAUAUUUCAUUUAAAGUCUUAAUCUUAUUUACCUUUAAAAAGUCUCAUAGACAGUUAAACCAUUCUUUUCAUUUAGCAAUAUUUACACCAGUGAUAUAUCCCAAUAAAAUAUCUAUUGAUAUCUUGCCUGACAGAGUCUCCCCAAUGCCAUAUCUUUUUUUAAUUAUUAAAAAACCUAUAUUGUUCUAUAACUAUUUUGUUUAAAGAUUUAGUUUUUUAAAUGUUAAAUUAUCAAGCCAGAUCAACUAAUUUGGCUCAAAAUUUAUAUAAGAUUGUAUUUCGAUUCCUGCCUAGGAGGCUUGAUCUAUUUUUUUAUAUUUCCAAGCUAUAAAGUGUCGGAUCAUAAUGGCAUAAAGUAACAUAAAAACAUCUGGUAAUUAUGUUCCUCCAUCCUUUAAAUGUCGAGCUAGAUUUUUGUAUUAAGUUCUAGGUUUUUUUAUGUCCCCAUACAAAUUUCAAAAAUGUAUUAUUAUAUUCCCGAAGAAUCUUUCUGGGAACAGACAUGGGUGUUGAUCGCAUUAGAUAUUCAAGCUUACAAAUAAAAUAAUCGUUAAUUAUAGUUAUUCUACCCAGCAAUGAGAUAUACAUUGGUUUCCAUUUUGUUAGCAAUUUUGUUAAUUUCUUGAGGAACAAGGGAAUAAUUAUUUGUAAUGAUAUCAUUCCAAUCAAAUCCCAAACAAAUUCCCAGAUAUUUUAAUGUCUUAGAAUCCCAAUUAAAAUGAUAUUUUUCUUAAAGUCUGCACAAAUUUGAAUUAGAUAGAUUAGAAUAUAUUGCAUCUGAUUUACUUAGAUUAAUUUUAUAAUUUGAGAUCUUACUGUAGUCUAUUAUAUAUUUAAGCGUGGCGGGGAUUGAGACUUCUGGGUACGUGAGAGUGAGAAUUACAUCGUCCUUGUAUAAUGAGACUUUAUAUUGUUGUUUUACUUUUUUAAUUCCCUCUAUCUCCUUUGAUUGUCUAAUUGAUUGUCUAAUUAGUCUAAUUACUUUUCAUGUAAACAGAAUGUUUAGGAUAAGGUCAAGUAUGGAAUGUUACCGUGGGUCUUAUAGUAAGUCGUGUAUAAAAUAUGCAAGUACCUUGCCAUAGCUAAAAAAAAAUGUUUAUUUAAAUGUACACCUUGAUUUUCUAGGCCACAUAAAAAGUUGUGCGGUAGAUGGAUCCUACCAUAAAUGCUAAGUAAGAAUGAAAAAAUGCUUGAAAAAAGAUGUAAGCUUCAUAAGUAUAGCUGCCAACAUUACAACUUUGUUGCUGUUUCCAAGUAUAAACUAUAAAAAGAGUAUUAAAAAAAGAUUUGCGAGGCCUUUCCUCUUUCACCACCUCAUUGGCUGCGGGGUGGAGAGUACUAUUAAAGAACGACUGUCAUCUUGCAUUAAAAUGAAAUAUGUGAGAGAGAAAAUAGAAAAACACAUCCUUACUUUUAGUACGUAACAGGAUACUUCAGCAAUAUACAUGCACCUUGAGUCAGACAGUGUUUGAUAGCUGAUAGUUAGUCUCUAUGGUCUUCUCUGCUUCACUUCCUGCACAGAAACAGGAAGUAUCAUAAAGACUGUCACAUUGGCUGAAGGAUCAUGUCAAAAUACUAAAGAUAGGGAUGAAUUUUUUUAAAUUUAUUUUUUUACAUAUAGUCCAUGCUUAAAAAAACCGACAUUUCCAUUCAAUGCUUAAUGAACGGAUUAUUAUAUUAAAACAUAUAUUUUUGAGGCUCUACAUUAUCUGUGUAUAACUAUUACUUGUGUAUUAUAUUUUCAUUUUGUGACUUUUAUACUUCAUAUUAACAGUUCAUAUGCUCCAUCUUACACAAACAAUAUUCACAUUAGGUGAUUUUUUUUUUUUUUUAAUAUUCUUUACUACCUUUAAUCAACCUUGUUUUCCAAUAUGGGAUGAACUUAAAUAUUAGCCUCUAGACGUUUCAUUUGGAAUUUAAAUUAGUAGAAAUACCUUUCUCAAGGCAAAGGUACUUGAGAAUUUUUAUUUAGACAUGCAGGGGUGCUUCUCUCCGUAAAAGGUUGAGAAAUAUUGCUACAGAGCUCUCACCUUCCAGCAAGAACCCUUCCUAAUUGCCAUCCAGGCAAAGUUACGCCAGGUUCAUAAAUAGAAGCUUUAGUGUAACUUUGCUGCCAUGCCCAAAAAAAUAUAUAAAAGAAGCCCAUUUGGCUUUAGUAAACUGGAGAUCUGCCUUUUAUAUAUUGAAAGAUACUACACCGAUGAGUCUUGAUGCGACUCAAGGUUCCACGCAACUGAAUUCUAUCUGAAGAAACAUGGACAAUAUCUAGGCCUUUAUGUUAACCUAGCUAUCAUUUUUUAAAUCCAGAUGUAUUGUUAGUGACCAUGUUAUUAUAUUCCUUUAUAGCACGAACAUUCGGUCAUGUUUUUGUCCAUUUGUCGCCGUUCAUUUUACAUAACUCCAUUUAUUCAUAGAGCUGGAAGAAGCCCAGCAGAAGUGCCCACCAUGGUGGUAUAAGUGCUCUCACCGUUUUCUGAUCUGGAACUGUUGUGAGUUGUGGAUAAAGUUUAAAGGAUAUGUGCGAUUUGUGGUUAUGGAUCCAUUUGUAGACCUUGGGAUUACCAUCUGCAUUGUCCUCAACACGCUUUUCAUGGCCAUGGAGCAUUAUCCCAUCACUGACCAGUUUGCAGAAGUGCUGAACGUCGGAAACCUGGUGAGGCCAUAAAUGAGUUUGAAGAUGUUUUAAAACUCUCUGCAACUGUUACAAAUGAAGUCCGCAGAUUAAAACAAAAGAUAUUUUGUACCUAUGGCUUUGCUGCCAGAUACCAUUGAGUCAGAUAAUAAUAAUAAAAGGGUGGUUGCAAUGGAAGGACAAUAAAAGGGUAUAUAGUGUACUUUAAGACAGCUAAAACAAUGGUUUCACAUAGUAAAACGAAGCAAUACAAAGCAGAUAUUUUGGUUUUAUUUUUCCAAGUCUGACUAUUGCUGUUAUUUUUUUCCAAUGUAUUCCGUUUUUACUUACUGUUAUAAAAAUGGAGGGAAUUGUUUACAUUAUGGACUUCUGUUCCUGUUUGCAACAUCACAAUGUUAGAUGGAUUUCCUGUGCUGCUUUUUUCGCAGCCUAUGCUAUGUAUAACUUGAUUCAUGGCUGAGGUCAGCUUUCAGACAUAUUGCACAAAGAUAUUUAGUUGUUAGAAAAAGAGGGGAAUAUUUUGGCAGGGGAUGCUAAUUUGACAUUCUGGAGCAGGUGCAAAUUCUCUCCAGGAAGAGAAGCCCAAACAUUAAAACGAGGUCUCAAUUUAAACGAGUUGGAAAUAUAAAAAGAAAUAACAUUAAGAAACAUAUUGACAGGAUUAGAAUAAUGAUUAUGUUAUGUUCAAAUAAUAAGAUUUCGGAGCCAUGUUAAAAAAGAAGUUAGUACUCAUUUUACUAAUCACCUAGAAGUUCGUAUAGAAACACAUUAUGGGGAGCACGUUUCAUUUUUUCUUUGGAUUGUUAUACUAAAGAAGGGGUAGGCAACCUUUGGCCCUUCAAAUGUUGUGGACUACAUACAUACUUUGCUAGUUGACACCGUUUUAGUGUACAGAACUUGCACCUGCAGUUUACUACUCAAUUCUCUGCUAUUUAGGAGUUAAAUCACUUUUGUUUCUGUUUAUGCAGCCCUAGCCAAAUCUCCCUUGGCAGUAGCUCACAUGGCCUCCAUGAAAAAAUGUUUUCAUUUUCAAUCAGACCUGACAGCACAGUGUGUUUGCUUUAGAAUUUUUCUUAUCUCCUACUAGGUUUACCUCCUACUGCCGGCUCUAACGGGCAAUUAAUAGAGCAGGGGAUACUAGAUUCUUAAUUAAACACAAUGUGCAAUAAGUGAAGCUAAUAGUUUAGACUCAUUUUUAGGAAAUUUGUUUAGUUGGUUGUGUGAAUCUCACCCAGGAGAGGUGUGAAUAGGGCUGCAUAAACAAAGUAACAACUCCUAAAUGACAGAGAAUUAAGCUAUGAGACUGGAGGGGCAUGACCUGUACAACAAAACCAGCACAUCAUAAUUAGGCUCUGUACUCAAACUCCCACUACUCUUAGACGGCACUAAUGGCUAUGACUUUACAUAUCAUGACAUAUACAGUUUAUGGUAAUAUCAGUAAACUACGUGUGAUUCUCAGGAAAUCUAAUCUCCCUGCAGGUCUUCACUGGCAUUUUCGCUGCUGAGAUGUUCUUUAAGAUCAUUGCUCUGGACCCAUAUUACUAUUUCCAAGUUGGGUGGAACAUAUUUGACAGCAUUAUUGUCACCUUGAGCUUGGUGGAGCUGGGUCUUGCAAACGUGGAGGGACUAUCUGUCCUACGAUCAUUCCGUCUGGUAGGUACUGCCCUAAUAGGGUGAAUUUUCUGUGCAUGUACCAACUUGUGGAUUCAUGUAGAGAGGUUAUUUUGGUCUCAUAUGCCGAUUUAGAUAAGCAUGAAGAUUUAAACAAUAUAUUACCUUCCACUCUCUGAAAGAAGCCUGCUUAUGUGCUAAAAUGCACAGGAAACAACAAUCAAUGCAACAUGCCUUGAUAGCAAGUGGCUGCAUGGACUUAGAGCCAGGACUUAGGCCUCUUCUCUCUUCUCAGGACUGUGGUAUUCAGGCAGACUUUAUACAGCCAGGAUAUCCAUUAGCUGCACUCUUUUGUAAAAUGCAUCAUUGGAGGUGUAAACUUACCUAAAUGCUCACUACAAACCUCCUAUAUGUGACCUAUUUGUUAGAAGGAAGCCCAAUAUAAGCUACUGGAAGAACAGAAACCCAGGUACUUAUACUAGUCUUUAAAGGACCACUAUAGGCACCCAGAUUACUUCAGCCCAAUGAAGUGGUCUGGGGGUCUGAACAACUGACAGCCUAAACUGUUUAAACUAUAGGAUUCCAUUGCACCCCAUAUGCCAUUCAUCAUCACUAUUGGAGGAAGAUUAAAAACUUCCACAUCCUUGUAACCUUUACCGUUAUACCACUGCUAUUGUCAUGGGUCCCAAGUGGUUACUUAAAGGACCACUCUAGGCACCCAGACCACUUCAGCUUAAUGAAGUGGUCUGGGUGCCAGGUCCAGCUAGGGUUAACCCAUUUUUUCAGAGAAACUGCUAUGUUUGUGAAUGGGUUAAGCCUUCCCCUAUUUCCUCUAGUGGCUGUCUCAUCGACAUCCACUAGAGGUGCUUGCGUACUUCUCACUGUGAUUUUCACAGUGAGAGCACGCCAGCGUCCAUGGGAAAGCAAUAUGAAUGCUUUCCUAUGUGACCGGCUGAAUGCGCGCGCAGCUCUUGCCGCGCGUGCGCAUUCAGCCGAAGGGGAGGGAAGAGGAGGAUCGGAGGAGGAGAGCUCUCCACCCAGCGCUGGAAAAAGGUAAGUUUAACCCCUUUUCCCCUUUCCAGAGCCGGGUGGGAGUGGGACCCUGAGGGUGGGGGCACCCUCAGGGCACUAUAGUGCCAGGAAAACCAGUAUGUUUUCCUGGCACUAUAGUGGUCCUUUAAUGACUAAUCAGAUUUUGCUCUGAUUUCUUUUUAAAUAUAAACAAUCAUGUAAUUUUUUAAAUAUGUAUCUAAUGUUAUAUUUGUUCUUUCCUAGCUUAGAGUGUUCAAACUUGCAAAAUCUUGGCCAACAUUGAACAUGCUCAUCAAAAUCAUUGGUAACUCGGUAGGAGCCCUUGGGAACCUCACUUUGGUGUUGGCCAUCAUUGUCUUCAUCUUUGCAGUGGUGGGAAUGCAACUGUUUGGGAAGAGCUACAAAGAAUGUGUGUGCAAGAUCUCCUCGGACUGUGUGCUUCCUCGAUGGCACAUGCAUGACUUCUUUCAUUCCUUCCUCAUCGUAUUCCGCAUCCUUUGCGGAGAGUGGAUUGAGACUAUGUGGGACUGUAUGGAAGUAGCAGGUCAAGCUAUGUGCUUAAUUGUAUUCAUGAUGGUCAUGGUCAUCGGGAAUUUG